Messenger RNA from Morone saxatilis (striped sea-bass), 2429 nucleotides. RefSeq names its product solute carrier family 10 member 3 (gene slc10a3). Lineage: Eukaryota; Metazoa; Chordata; Actinopteri; Moronidae. Gene Ontology annotation, cellular component: membrane. Gene Ontology annotation, molecular function: bile acid:sodium symporter activity. The transcript has a single exon. Gene Ontology annotation, biological process: bile acid and bile salt transport. The record is from RefSeq and is a predicted model, not a curated record. Bases 452 to 1864 code for a protein of 470 amino acids.
UCUACCGCAGCUAGUUUUACAGAAGUAGCUCUGAGCAGCAAGCAGACGGCAGCCGAGCUACGAUGCUCUCAGUGUUCAUCAACCGGGGAGAUAAUAAUAACGGAAGACGAGGCGAGGCUUCGGCUUGCCGAGACGGACAUCUUAGCACCGAGUAGACAAAAGGGAAGCCGCGAGAGAGCGGUGCGAGUGUUUCCUGUGUGCCGGGGGCGGCUGCUGGGCUCGGACAGGACAGGGCGGGGUGAUGUUUAGGUUCCGGUAUAAAGGCAGCGAGAAAAUGGGAACCAGACGAGAUGUAGAGCCGGCUGCCGACGCUGUUGUUUUCUACCGGAGACUAGAAUGAGAAGUUUAUCGUCCUGGUGUAACAGGGCGGCGGUGUAACCGUCUGGAGAGGCCGCCGGCGGGGAAGAAGCGUGUCUCUGCGGCACCCCUCCGCCCCCUGUCCGUCAAUAAGAUGAGGACGCUAUUUACAUUCUGUUGUCUCUUCCUCACUACCGGAGCGGACCGGGCGUGGGCCACCGGAAACCUCACUGUCGACAGCAGCAACGACACCAACCAGACAGCCGACAGCAGCAGCAGGUACAUCAGAAUCGGGGACGGCUCGUCGCAGGAAUUUGAGUUUCCUGAAUACACCAACGGCGUGAUUGUAAUCUCCAGCCAGUACCGGAGCGCCGCGGCCAGCAGGAAGGGCCGCCAGAGCUGGAAGCAGACAGUGACGGUCCGCUCCCUGGAUCCGGAGGUCCUCUCCAUCCUUAAUGUGACUGAUAGCGGCCACGCAGGACCAGCCAAGAGCUACAUUAUCAGCAUCCGCUCCGGGAUCCCAGGCAGGGCUCAGCUGCAGAUCCAGCUGCUGGACCUGGACCAGGAUUCGGUUCCGGUUCUGAUCGAGGAGAGCACGGAUUACUCCAUCAGAGUGGCGCCCGGUAACGAUGACCCGGCCACCCGGCUCAUCCAGUCGGGUGGCCUGUCCCAUUUCUCCGAGAACCCUGUGCUGUUUGCCUUGCUGCCCCUCAUCUUCAUCAACAAGUGUGCCUUCGGGUGCAAGGUGGAGGUAGAGGUGCUGCGGGGUCUGCUGAGGAGCCCGGUGCCCCUGCUCUUAGGGGUGCUGGGUCAGUUCCUGGUGAUGCCAUUGUAUGCAUACUGUGUAUCCCGGCUGGUGUUACUGCCUAAAGCGCUCUCCCUGGGCCUGGUCAUCACCUGCUCCGCUCCAGGCGGCGGGGGCGGCUACCUGUACAGCCUGCUGCUCGGAGGAGAUGUCACCCUGGCUAUCUCCAUGACCCUGGUCUCCACAGUGGUGGCGGCGGCGGCCAUGCCUUUGUCAUCAGCUUUGUAUGGUCGGCUGCUAGGCGUGCAUGCUGCCCUUCACGUGCCAUUUGUGAAGAUCCUUGGCACCCUCCUGUUCAUUGCCAUCCCCAUCUCCCUGGGUAUGCUGAUCAAGCUGCGCCUGCCCGCCCUCACACGGGUCCUGCUGGCACUCAUAAGACCAUUCAGCCUCGUGCUCAUCGUAGGUGGAAUCUUCAUGGCCUACCAAAUGGGCGCCUCCAUCCUGGCCAACGUCAGGCCACAGAUCGUGGCAGUUGGGGUGACGGUGCCUUUGCUGGGGCUGGUGGUCGGGGCCAUCCUGGCCAAGCUGGCGGGCCUGGCCCCACCGCAGAGAAAGACAGUCAGCAUCGAGGUGGGCGUCCAGAACAGCCUGCUGGCACUCGCCGUCAUGCAGCUGUCCUUCCGCCGGACAGAGGCCGACUUUGCGUCCCAGGCACCCUUCAUCGUGGCCCUCAGUAGCACCUCAGAGAUGCUGCUCAUCGUUCUGGGGUACUACGCCCAGCGGAGGUUGUGUAGGUCUGCCGUCCCCAGGAGUGACGCCUGAUUGUAGCCGCAGCUUUUUUUGUUGUGAACUUUUUGAGGAAGGAACUCUUUGAAACCUGUGGAAAUGUGGUGUCCUACAGCCCUGGCUACAAGACACCAAUCCAGGAAUCACUGUUGUGCUACACAGGACAGUGAAUGGACUUUUUGUGUUUCGUCAUUGUUUUCGUAUUUUUCAUGAAAACCAAAGGCCUUUUACCCCUCUGAGACCUUUUUUGUGUUUAUUUUACAGUAUGUACUUUUUAAAAUCAGAUUAUACUGUGAGGUACUUCAUGUAAAUAUUCCUAAAAAGAGAAAUACCUAUAAAAGAAAAGAUAUUUUUGUACCAGAUUACUUUUUGUAAUCAAAGCAAAGAUUGAUUUGCAUCAUGUUUACAAGAGGUCCAUGUGUCUUAGCCUGGGGGUGAAUUUUUGGCUGUUAGGUGGAACCGUUUGUGAAUCAAACAGGAACAUGAUGAUGUUUUGAAAGUAUUUGCUACUGAUUGUGUCUCCUGGAUCUGCGAAUCCAUGUACUUGAAUAUUCGAGAGGAGAAAUGAAGAAAAAUUCAAUAAAAAGCAUUGUUAAAAGAA